AGGCUGCACCCUCAGGAAGCCUGACCGCAACCGAGCUACGGCCACGUUCACUCCGCCGCCCCGGGACCCCGACCUGGACCCUCGCCCAGACCCUCACCCCGACCCGGAGCCGGACCCCGACCCCGACCCGGAGCCGGACCCGGGGCCAGGCCCGGACCCUGACCCAGACCCGGACCCUCACCCCGACCCGGACCCGAACCCGAACCCAAACCCUGACCCCGAUACGGACCCCGACGCCCACCCAGACCCCGACCCGGACCCGGAACCGUGAGCCCUGUCUGGACCCUGACUUUGAUCCCCGCAGGUGCGGCCUGAAACGUGGGCUUUCUGAGCUCCUUUGGAGAAGGCUCGACUCUGAACAUUGCCUGAGGCUGACCUGGAGGAGGGGCGUCUGAGGUUCGGGGAAGAGCUUCCCGUUUCGGCACCGCCGGCAAAAGCACCGAGAGGGAGACACCCAGGAGGGGAUGGAGGGCUCCUGGUCCCGAGACCCCAUGUGCGGCUGGUGGAAGUGGCCCCGGGACGGCGAGAUGCCCGCGGAGCACAGGGACGUCCUGGUGCUGCUCCCCACGCGGGAACGGCUGCGGCUGGUCGUGGGGGUGCAGGCCACCGGGCACGAGCUCUUCCAGCAGGUGUGCGACCUGGCCGGCAUCAGAGAAGCCCACUUCUUUGGCCUCAGUGUGAUAAGAAACAGCGAGCACGUCUUCAUGGAUUUGGAGCAGAAGCUCAGCAAAUACUUCUCAAAGGACUGGAAGAGAGAAAUGCGUAGAGGAAGCGGCAGGCCCGGUGCCCCCUUCGUGGCCUUCCUCAGGGUGCAGCACUACGUGGAAAACGGAAGGCUUAUCAGCGACAGGAGGGCCAGGCACCUGUACUACUGCCACCUGAAGGAGCGGGUGCUGCGGUCCCAGUGCGCCCACCGGGAGGAGGCCUACUUCCUGCUGGCUGCCUACGGGCUGCAGGCCGACCUGGGCAAUUACCGCGAGCCGGCACACUCGGGCCGCUACUUUGAGCCGCAGGCCUACUUCCCGCAGUGGAUCAUCACCAAGAGGGGCAGCGCCUACAUCCUCCGGCACACGCCCGCCCUGCACCGCGAGCAGCGGGGCCUGAGCCCCAAGCAGGCCGUGCUGCACUUCAUCCGGGAGGCCUGCCGCCUGGAGGACGUGCCCGUGCAUUUCUUCAGGCUGUACAAGGAUAAGAAGGAGGACCGACCUACCAUUGUCCUGGGACUGACCCUCAGAGGAGUGCAGUUCUAUCAGGAGGUGAACCACGCUCCACAGCUGCUCUACGACUUCCCCUGGCGCCACGUCGGGAAGCUGGCCUUUCUGGGCAAGAAGUUCGAGCUCUGGCCGGACGGGCUGCCCGCGGCCCGGAAGCUGGUGUACCGCACGGGCUGCCCCUGGCGCUCCCGCCACCUGCUGCGCCUGCUCAGCGCCAGCCACCAGCUGCGCCUGGCCCUGCAGCCCGCCCUGCAGCGGCUGCGGCAGCUGGAGGAGGCCCAAGAGAAGAAGUGCUACCGGGAGACCUGCAUCAGCGACGUGCUGGAGCUGGAGCUGGACCUGGACCCGGCCAGCAGGGCGUCCCCUGGCUCCGCUGGCAGCGGGGACAAUGGGGACGGAGGCUGGCGUCCCCCGCACCGCCUCUCCCUCCUCUCGUCUGGCAGCCACUGCAGCUCCCACUCCGCGGGCAUCGAGGCCGACUCCCAGCUGGCGGGGCCCGCGGAGCCGGGGGAGACGUCGGUGGAUGAGCCCUUCGUCGGGGCUGCGGCGCUCCGCGGGGAGGAGCCGCCCUGCAGCUCCGGCACCAGCCAGAGCAGCCGCGGCACGGUUGGUGGUGGCAGAGCCUCUCCCCAGCAGCCCUUGGCCGUGGUUCGGGUCACGCUGGUGAGCACGAGGGGCCCGAGCGCUGAGGCCCUGCACCAGGUGCCGGAGGCCCGGGCGGCAGCCGGCCCCGCGGACCCGCACAGCCGCAGCGUGGACGAUGUGCGCCCCGCGCCCGCCCCGCGCUCGGCCCCGCGCCCCGCCCCGCGCAGCUGCCCCGUCCGCCGCGCGCUGGACCCCGGGCCGAGGAGGUCCGUGAACUCCCGCUCCCUGGACCUGCUCGGAGAAGACCAGCUUCCUGAGGAGUUUGUGGUGUAGACGCCUCGGGGCGCCGCUUCACCCCCGCAGGGCCCCGUCCACGCCGCACGCCUCCGCCCACUUGGCACUCUGUCCCUGCAGCGCCGCUCCAUCCACGCGGGGCUCCGUCCACGCCGCUCGGCUCUGUCCACCUCUCCAUCCGCGUCUCGCCGGCCCUCUCUGCCCUGGAGGCUCCCGCCUCCCACCACCGCCAGGCUGAACGGGGCCCCUGGCACCGCCCCUUUUACCUGGUGGCUUUGCACCUUCACCUGUCUGAGGGGUGGAGCCAGCUCUGUCAGGCCUGGCGGUGCCGACUAGGUCUCACUUUCCCUGCUGCUCGGACUAUGGCCGGUCUGAGCAUCUUCCGUCCGCGUCUCCAGGAGGCAGAAGCCGAGGUCCGGGGCUCCAGUCUCUGCGCAGUGGCGCGUGGGCCGCGCUGCCUCUAACGCUCGAGGGAAGGUGUCUCAGCUCAGGGGUCCCCAACCGCCCGGCCGCGGCCUGUUGGGAGCCGGGCCGCACAGCAUGGCCUCCGGAGCUCGCAUCAUUUCCCCCCCCGACCCCCGCCGCCACCCCGCCUGUGGAAAGAUGGUCUUCCACCAAACCGGUCCCUCAUGCCAGAAAGUUUGGGGACCAAUGUCCUAGCUGCUCGCGGACAUUGGAGAGACCUCUGGGGUUCCCCUGCCACCAACUCCUCGAUGGAUGGUGAGACCAGGAACAGCAAGCUUCCCGGGAGUCCUUGAGCGCACGGUCACCAUCGCUGUCACUGCACUGGCCACAGGGUCCCCAGACCACCCUCCCUGCAGCCCCUGCUGCUCACAGCCCUGGGCCCACUGGACAGAGGCGCCUCUGUGAGUCGUGCGCCCAGCUGCGUCACCCCAGACCCUCAGCAGAGCCCACCUUGUCCGCCGUGGGUACACAGAGGCACCGGGCCUGGAACCGCACAGCCACGUGGACACUGGUCCCGUGGGGCUGGUGGCAGGAAGUGGGAGGGGCAGGCUAAGGAGGAAGCCGUCAUCUACUCUGACCCACAGAAGGAAGGCUCCAGAAGAAAGCCCCCCGCGCAGAGCCUGAGUUUUCUCUUCUCCCAUCGCAAGUCCGGCUCUGAAGGUGGUCCUUCCCCACCUCCUGCCCCGGUGUCCACCCAGCCCGGAGGGCGUCUGGGCACCAGGGAGCCGGGACAUCUCGUCAGCACUGGUCACCCCCCGCCCACCGGCCAUUCAUUGCCACUGCCCCCUCCCCGAGUCAGCAGACUGGAUGGGAGGGGGGGACAGGGAUGGGGCCGGACCGCCACCCCCCCUCGUCUGGGGCAGGAGACCCCUUCCGCGCUUCGCCACCUCUCCAGUUGGCGGCUCCACCAGUGGCUGAACGGCUGAGUGGAGUUUCACAGCGAUUUCUGGAAAAGCGUAUUGAGGGACUUUGACCUUCGCUGGGGGCCGUACUGGCCGGUGAUUAAGAGGCCGGUGAGCAGGCCGAGUGUCCCACUUGGGGCUGGACCCGCCGGGCUCGGGGCGCCAGGAGGGUGGGCUGUAGUUAACGCUGUGCUUUCCCAUCCAAGUCAGGGCAGCUGCCCCAGGGCUGAGACGUGGCCCCCACCGCGCCUCCAGGGCCCUGCGUGCAGGGGGCCUUCUCGAACCGUCCACCUCAUGGACGGUGCAGAGUGGCUGCGCUGAGCCCAGAUGGUGGAGGGAGCUGGCCUCAGGCUGGCACUCUGUGUCCCCAGAGGGAAAGGCAGGGCUGGUGCCGUGUCUCACCUGUCUCCUGACCCCAGCUGGGCCCUGCAUUCCUUGCUCUGGAACAGGUGGGACUCCACGGGUAACACCACCCUUCCAGCCUGAGGCUGGUGACAGGCACGUGGCGUGGUGUGGCUUAAUUCACCUGUGCGUCCCUCUGGCCCUCCCCCCUUGCACACCUGCUGCCCUCUUUGUCUGGAUGCACUGACCUGUGUGUCACUGUCGGAUAGUCCCAGGCACUGUGCCCGAGACACCAUCGUCCCCUCCCUGUUCUGCUCACGCCUUGAGGACCCCACACGGGCCGUGUUUGGGGGACGGGGUGGAGCCUGAGCCCAGGGGGCGGGGUGUGCAGCCUGGUCCUAACCGGGCCUCUUGGUCCUUCCUGUGAAAGGAAAUCUUGCUCGUGCACACACCGCGCAUGUGUAAUGAAGGGCUGCACACACGUCCGUGUGUCUGCACCUGGGCAGCCUGCGCCGGGGGCGGGGCGCCGGGAGGCUGGGCGGGGCGGCCACACGGGUACUAGAUUCUCGCGGUGAAGGUUCCUGGACACGGAAAGCUUCACCUCGUGAGGAACCACGGUGCCCUAGCGCUGCGUGGACGGAGGAGCUUGGAGGGGAGACCAGCCCCCGCCCUUGGAGUUCAUAUCUGUCUAACUCGUUUUUUAAAGAAGCCUGGUGGGGGUGGCUGAAGGCCACUGCUGCCGUGGGGCACGGGCCGGCAGGCGGCCAGGGGUCGGUCGAGGUGGCCUCAUCUGCUCAGUCUUUCCCUCGUUAAGCAGACGUCACCGAGGCAGGUCACGUGCCAGCACUGGGUGGACGCCAGGCGGGGGCAGCGCCCCCCAGCCAGGCGCGCGGUGAGGGCCGGGGUCGGCCGUGGUGCUGCUGGACCUCCCGAGCUGCCCUUCAGAGUCCCCUGUGCAGGAGGUGCCCACAUGCCCCGCUGGGCCGCCCCGAAACAGGGCUCCCGUGGACACCCAGCCUGUGGCCACAAGAGCAGGUGGCGAGGGAGGUGUGGCCGGGGCCCUGGAAGGCGGGGAUGGGCAUCCAGAGCUGUUGCGGGCCUGAGCCCCUGCUUUUCCGAGAGUUUCCGAGGUCACAGAGUCGGGUCCCCAUGGUAAGAACUGAGGCUGCAUCUGCCCCGGUCUAGGGCCCUUUAAAGGAAAUUUUGGGAGCAGGAGCCCAGCCUAACGGACUGCUUUGCUGUCCCACACACACCCAUACGUGUGCACACGCAAGCAGACGCGUGCACACGAACGUGGGCAGAAGGGGUGAGUGGGCGCGGAGCGGUGGAGGGACGCUUUCACCGGGUGCCCACUCGGAGCCCCUCGCGGGGACUCGGAGCGCCGGCGUCUGAGCGCCCGCUCCCGCCCCGCCCCCGCGCGCCCCGCGGCUGCCACGAGAGGGCGCUGGCGGCGCGCUGUGGCUCCGGGGCGGCGGGGACCUGGGCGCGUCCCGCCCGCGCGCGGCUCAGGGGCGGCUCAGGAAGGCGGGGGCGUGGCCUCGGGGUUGGGCCUGUUGGGGGCGGGGCCGGGCCGGGCCGCUCAGGCCGCGUGGCUCCCGACUCCGAACGCGGGCUGCGCUUGCGUCUGUCACCCCUGAUCCAACCCACCCCGACCUGAGGGUGGCCGGCGCCAGGGGCCGAGGGAGGCUGGGCGCAGCCCCUGUGUCCCUGGCGGAAGAGGCGGCAGGGACCGCUGGCUGACCCCGGAAGCCACCGGAGCUCUGUUCCUAUUUCUGCGCUCCCUCUGGGCCUUGCGGAGACACGACACGGCAAGCGGCCGAGUGUCCGCUCAGCACCGGGCGGUCCGCGGGGGCUGGGCGAGCGCAGGACGGUCGGAGGCCAGGCGGCACCGCGCCCGGGUCUCCAGCCCCGCCCGCAGCGGCCGCCCUCCCCGUCCCGCCCGCCCGGAGGCCGCGAAGGCCGGCGGGGGGGCCCCUGCCCAGGAGGGGAAGGAGGCUUCUCUGCGGCAUCGGGAGAACCGUCUCUUCGUCUUGCGUGGGUUGGGACCCAAGGCCUUCCGGGCAAGGCAGAUGCUGCAGACGCCCCGGAAAACGGGUGUUAGCCAGCAGCGCACCGGCAGUUUGUCAGGGGUCACUCAGGACGGACCCACCUUCGCCCCGGGGUCGUGUGGCCCCCAGGGCUGGGCGGGGCGCCCCGACACGUCUCCCUCCACACUCAUCAGGGCUGAGAGGCAGGCCCCCCAGGUUCCCUCUGGACGCUGGAGGGCGGGCGGGCAGGCAGAUGGCUCAGGACCGCGUAGGCCGGACAUGACCACCGGCUGCCCCGUGAGGCCAGAGGUCACGCUAGCAGGUCCAGGUCCCGAGAACCCCGCGGCUCACAGACCUCCCAGGCCCUCCUGUGGCUGUGAAGGGAGCAAGCCGCAAACACCAGCGUCAGGGAAACAGGGAGAAAGCAGGGUGACUUCCUCAGUCAAGGACGUGGUCGAGGACACAGCCAGGAAAGACUGCGGGUGCUGUCGAAUGAAGUGGUGGAAGUGCCUCGCGGAA
Messenger RNA from Balaenoptera ricei (Rice's whale), 6348 nucleotides. RefSeq names its product FERM domain containing 1 (gene FRMD1). Bases 465 to 2132 code for a protein of 555 amino acids. The transcript has 15 exons. Gene Ontology annotation, cellular component: cytoskeleton; cytoplasmic side of apical plasma membrane. Lineage: Eukaryota; Metazoa; Chordata; Mammalia; Artiodactyla; Balaenopteridae. The record is from RefSeq and is a predicted model, not a curated record. Gene Ontology annotation, biological process: positive regulation of hippo signaling.